Molecule: messenger RNA, 951 nt
Organism: Penicillium samsonianum
Lineage: Eukaryota; Fungi; Ascomycota; Eurotiomycetes; Eurotiales; Aspergillaceae
Exons: 5
Coding region: 1-951 (316 amino acids)
Biological process (GO): regulation of G2/M transition of mitotic cell cycle; G1/S transition of mitotic cell cycle; signal transduction
Cellular component (GO): nucleus; cyclin-dependent protein kinase holoenzyme complex; cytoplasm
Molecular function (GO): ATP binding; cyclin-dependent protein serine/threonine kinase activity; cyclin binding
Source: RefSeq, a predicted model, not a curated record
AUGGAGAAAUACGAGACAAUCGGCAAAAUCGGUGAAGGUGCCUACGGCGUGGUCUACAAGGCCCGCGAGCUUGGCCAUCAAAACCGUGUCGUUGCUCUAAAGAAGAUCUAUCUAGGAGGUGAGAAUGAGGGUGUUCCUAGCACUGCCAUCCGCGAAAUAUCCCUCCUUAAAGAAUUGCACGGCCCCAACAUUGUACAAUUGCUAAACGUUGUUCAUGCUGAUGGGCACAACCUCUACCUCGUUAUGGAGUUCCUUGAGAUUGACGUGGAGAGUUACAUGAAGAGUGGACGAGGCAAGGCUGCUUUGGGUGGGCCUAAGACGACAGCUAGACGAGGUCUGGGUGGUGCUAUAAUACAAAGGCUAACGGCGCAGCUGGCAGAGGUUGUCCGUUAUUGUCACAACCAUCGUGUUCUGCACCGCGAUCUGAAGCCGCAGAAUUUGCUCAUUGACCAUAAGGAUAAUCUGAAGCUGGCCGACUUUGGCUUGGCCCGAGCAUUUGGGGGCCCACUGCGCAGCUACACCCACGAGGUAGUUACGCUGUGGUACCGUUCCCCCGAGCUUCUUCUGGGAGACCGCCAGUACUCUACUGGAGUCGACAUGUGGUCGGUAGGCGCUAUAUUCGCCGAGAUGUGCACUGGCAAGCCAUUGUUCCGAGCGGACUCGGAGAUUGAGGAGAUCCUGAAGAUCAUCCGUGUGAUCGGUACACCAGAUGAAGAGAUGUGGCCGGGCGUUACCUCGCUCCCCUCCUACGAGGUCACCUUCCCCAAAGUCCGCUUUGUCAGCGCCUGCGGGGUUUUUAUGGGGGCCCACGGCCCAACCCACGGUGGGCUGCGGGUUAGGCUUUGCGGAGGUCUACUCGAGUAUGACCCCGCCCUCCGUCUUUCUGCAAAACAGGCCUGCAUGCACCCGUAUUUCCCAAUGGGCACCUCGUACUACUCGGGACGCACCUAG